UCACAAUUAUUUAUUCAAUUCCUCCCUCCACUUCAGUACAUUUCUUUUUAUUCAAUAAAUUCUUAUCACAAAUAUUUUAAUGAUUUUCUCUUUACUUUUCAAACGGAAAACACAUUGUUUAUGUGUGAAUGGAGCGACCUGUUAUUAAUGGGCCCACCAAAAAUAUAUACUAAAAAUUAAUUAAGCAUGCCACGUUCAGGCAGCCCAUUCUUCUCCUAUUUUUUAAUUAUUUUUCUCAAUUUAAGUUUUUAAAUUCUUCUCAUUUUAAUUAAAAAUAAAAAUGGAUAGAGCAUCUAAAAUGUCUCUUUUGGAGUUAUAUCGUCCAGAGCCGUCAACAAUUAAAACAAAAGGACAUACAUUGCUUAAAGAUGCGUCUGUUAAUAAGGGUUUGUCUUUUACAUUAUCUGAACGUGUUUAUUUGGGACUUGAUGGUCUAAUGCCUCAAACUUGCAUAACACAAUCAAAACAAUGCUCCUCUUCAAUGAAAAAAUUGAGGGCACAACCAGAUGAUAUGGCUAAAUUUAUUUUUUUGGAGGCAUUAAAGGAGAGAGAUGAGAAACUUUUCUAUCGACUUAUGCGUGAAUAUCCCGAUGAACUUUUGCCUAUCGUUUAUACUCCGACAGUUGGAGAUGCUUGUCUUCAAUUUGAAUAUAGAUAUCCAAAAGCAUUAUUUAUCAGCAUUAAAGACAACAAUAUAAGCAAAAUUUAUCAAAUUCUGAGUAACUGGAAAUAUCAAGAUGUUAGAGCAAUUGUUGUAACUGAUGGAGAACGUAUUUUGGGACUUGGAGAUUUGGGAAUUCAAGGUAUUGAAAUUCCUGUUGGCAAACUAGCUCUUUAUGUGGCCCUUGGAGGAGUUCAGCCUCGGUGGUGUUUGCCUAUACAAUUGGAUGUUGGAACAGAUAACGAAGAGUUUUUGUCUAAUCCGGAUUAUGUUGGACUUAAACAAAAACGAGUACGUGGAGCCGAAUAUGAAAAUUUUAUUGAUAAUUUUAUGAAAGCUUGUCGAAAACAUUUUGGUCAGAAUGUUUUAAUUCAAUUUGAGGAUUUUGGAAAGAAUACUGCCUACAAACUUUUGGAACGUUUUAGAAAUAAUUAUUGCACAUUUAAUGAUGAUAUUCAAGGAACAGCUUCAGUUUCCGUUGCUGGUUUAAUUGCUGCUGCCAGAAUAACUGGCCAAAAAAUUUCUGAUAUGAAAUUUCUUUUUCACGGGGCAGGUACAGCAGCUGUUGGCUGUGCUGAACUUUUGGUAGAAAAAAUGUAUUGUGAAGGCCUUUCAAAAGAAAAGGCUAGAGAAAGAAUUUUUCUUGUAAAAACAGAUGGAUUAAUUAUUAAAAAGAGACAAACACUUUCUGAACAACAAGUCCCUUUUGCUAAGGAUGGACCUGAUCUUAAAGAUUUGUAUGAAAUUGUUAAAGCAAUUAAACCAACAGCAAUUAUUGGAGUAUCCACAAUUCGUGGGGCUUUUACAGAACAAAUUAUUCGAGAAAUGUCUACAUUCAAUAAACACCCAGUAAUUUUUGCCCUUUCAAAUCCAACAAGUAAAUCUGAAUGUACAGCUAUUGAAGCAUAUAAUGAAACUAAUGGCUCUGCCCUUUUUGCUUCUGGAAGUCCAUUUCCUCCUGUUCAAUUAAGUGAUGGACGAAAUUUUAGAUCAGGCCAAUGCAACAAUGCUUAUAUAUUUCCUGGUGUUGCUUUGGGAAUUGUUUUGUUUAAAGUGGCUAAUAUACCUGAUAAAUUAUUUUUAAUUGCUGCUUUGAAAUUAGCAGAAUGUGUUUCUGAUGAAGAAUUAUCGGUUGGUUGUCUGUAUCCCGAUCUCAAAAAAGUUCCCGAAAUUUCAAUAAAAAUUGCUGUGGCAAUUGGAGAAGAAUGUUAUAAAGAUGGAAGUGCUAAACUUUAUCCAGAGCCUGAAGAUAAAGAAUUGUUUGUUCGUGCUCAAGUUUAUAAUACAGAUUAUGAGGAAUUUUUGCCUUUAGAAUUGGCUAAGUUUGAUUUGAAUAAAAUUAAGAAUUAA
This is a messenger RNA of Meloidogyne enterolobii, 2011 nucleotides long. NCBI's taxonomy places the organism in Eukaryota, Metazoa, Nematoda, Chromadorea, Rhabditida, Meloidogynidae. The record is from the annotation of a GenBank genome assembly.